GAAGCGGAGGCGAUCUAAAGGCCUGCGUUGCGGGGAGUGCGUUUUUCCACGCAGAGGGCUGCGGAUGUGGAGUAGAGCUGUAAACGUGGACAGUCUCCAGGUUCUUUAAAUCCAUCAAGACAAAACCAGUUCGCAAGGAUUUGAAACAGACAAGUUCAGAGACUGGUCUUUUCCAGGCGUUCCAGUCAAAGAAUUCCCUCAAGCCGCUGAUCACUUCAGCAGACCACCAAAUCACAAACACUGCAGAAGAAGAGAGGAGGGAUACACGGGAAUGUUUUCUUAUCAUGGUUGGACUGGGAGCAAAAAGAGGCUUGUAUUUAAUAUUUCUAAUACUUUUCUGUGUGAACUUUGUGUUUAUUAAGACAUCCGCACAAUAUGAGAGUUACAGCUUCAGAAGUUUUCCCAAAGAAGAACUCCUUCCUCUCACUGCAGCCUACGGACUGGCGCUGGACAGCUACGCUGCAGGAAACUGGACCGAAUCCAUCCAGUACUUGGAGCUGAGUUUGCGUUUGCACCGACUUCUCAGGGAAAGUGUGCGGUUCUGCUCGGUCCAGUGUAACCGCAGCAGUCAUGAGGAGCCGCUUUUCCCCGCAGCAGCCCCGGAUCUAAGCGUCUGCUGGCGCGUCCUGAGGACGGCGUCCUGUCAGAAGAAGUGCAGGGCGCAUUUCCCGGUCCUGCAGCUGCCGCCUCCCGGCCCCGAGAUCCUGGAGGAGUUCAGCAAAAGAUCCCCGUACCGAUAUCUGCACUUUGCUCACGCUAAGCUGGACGACCUGCAGCGGGCCGUCCCAUGCGCCUACACCUUCCUGCAGAGGAACCCCGAGGACCAGGAGAUGCUGCAGCUGAUGGAGGAGUACAAGAACGAGUACGACCUCGACGGCUUCCUCAUCGACCACGAACAACGACUUUAUGAGCCAUCCUUUGUUAGCGGCGUGAAGCUUGUCGACUUGGGGAAGUACAGCGGCGGUUCUGAGCGCCUGGAGGAAGCGCUGAGGCUCUACCUGCAGGAGUACGACCUCUGUCAGGCCGAAUGCGACGGGAUCGGCCAUUUUUCUUCACACACAGACUUCUACGCUCUAUUAGCCGAAGUCUACUUUGACAUGUUAAAAUGCAGGAUAAAGUGUGAGGAAAACCUAAAACCCAACGUUGGCGGCUACUUUGUGGAGAACUUCGUUCCCACUAUUUACCACUACCUCCAGUACGCCUAUUACAAACUGAACGACGGCCGCAGAGCCGUGCCUUGUGCGUACAGCUACUUCCUGUUCCAGCCAGAAGACCCGGUGAUGAAGGACAACCUGCUGUACUAUGAGGCCUACAGCCCACAGUGGGGCCUGCAGUUCCAUCACUUCACACCCAGAACAGAAGCUCUUCGAUACCACAACCAGACCGUCACUCAAAAACAGAUGUUGACGUUUCUAAUAAAGUACUUGGAGACGAAUGAUGAGGGUUUUAGUGGACCAGAAGAAAAUCCACUUUUGUCCUCCGAGUCUCCCGAUGCCGAGUUUGAAGGUGUGGGAGGUUAUGAAGAGUCCAUGUUUGCAAAAUGGAGGCAGAAGAAAGGAAAAGGAGACGCAGGAGAAGCCGACAUCUGAACUCAACCAUUUACAGCUUCAGCUCUGCUGUCUUUAGGAAUGGUAUACUUAAAUUUAUUUAAAAUAGUACCAUUAUAAUAAUUUUAAGCAUAGUUAUGCCAUGAAGUUUUUUUUUGACCCUCUGUUUAACAAAACAGCAACAAUUUGCUUUUCACCUUAUUUGUUUUAGUUGAAACCUGUCCGAUAAUGUCACAUUAAAUGUCCAAAGAGUUUGAAAUGAUUCAUCAGGCUUUUCUUUUAAAUCACAAAAAACAAAGUAUUUUGCUUUUUGUUUUUAAUCUUGUUAAUUGUAACUUUUAAUUUUGCUCUGUUCAGCUAAGUUAUAAAGCACCUUUUCCAGACGUAUUUGUUUUAAAACAUUUUCUAUAAAGAUUAGUUUAUAAAAAUGUGUUUCUACUUUUAUUAAGUAACCUAAAAUCUUUUCUUUUCUUAAAAUUUCUGAUAGGGAAGUUGGUAACAUUAUUCUUUUAGUCUAAAAUUAUUUAAGGUAUUAAGCUCUGUUAUGAUUAUUUUCUAAAAUCAAUAUUUUGUGCAAAAUAUUUCACAAAAAUAUUUAUAAGGUAAAUUUCUCUGUUGCCUCACUGGCCUUUAUGAAAGCCAUGAAGUGACAGAAAUCUUUAAGGCAGUGGUGUUCAAACGUUUUGCAAUGGAGAUGAAAACUGUCACUGGGCAAUUUUUAUUGGGACAUUUUUUAACGAAAGUAGGAAGAUUGGGUUUUACCAGCUCAACAACCUAAAAAUGCUAAAUUUAAAAGAAGUAAGCAAAGUACGCAUAUUUUUGUCAAAGGCAAUCUGCAAACCAUUGCAGAUCUAAAAUAUAAAUUAGGGGGAAAAAAACAAAUAAAAAAAAAAGUGUCCAAAAUUUUCAGGAUGAUAGACCCAAAAAAAAUAUUUACUUUAUUUUGCCCAGUUGGAAUUAGAGUUGGAAGGAGGUUUGGAAUUAACCAUAAUCAUCCUUCCAACCCUAAUCCAACCCCAAUCCAAUCCCAACCCUCCUUCCAACCCUGUGACUGUAGGUCAAGAUGCUAGUCAUAGCCUCGUGGCUAUUCCUCCAUUUAUCUCAUUUUAUUUUAUAAUCUGUUUUGACCUGAAAGUUUAGCUAUACAAGCUUUUUUUCAAUCAACUUUUAAUAAAUUUCUAAUAUUCUUUGGUUGGAAUUUUGGCAUUGACUGAAAGUUUUCACUCCUCAUUUACAGUUCUUAUAUUUGCGUUUUGCUUUAUUCUGCCUCUUCUGCAUUUGACUUCAAAUGCAGUUUUCACUAAAAAUUCUCAGCUUACAGCAUUCACAUUGCAUUUUCACAGCAAAUGCAAUUUUUUCUAGUUCCUUCCCAUUUUUAAAGUAGAGAAGUGAGAGACACCAUUUGCUCUGCAUCUUGCAAACAAACACCAAAAACCACAAACAUUUUCAGGUACGUUUUAAUAUAUCAGUUUGCAUUGGAAGUCAGAAGUAAAUGGUGCUAAAAUCUGCAUCCAACUACAACAUGUGAUCAAAAACAGGACAAACAGUCACGGUCCGAGUUUUUUGCUAAAUCCUAUCUGGAGUAGCGACAGUUUGUUUAAUCACAUCCUGCCAAGCAUUCCAGCUUGUAGUUCUGAUUAAAAAGGCUUUAAAAUCAAAGAUGCUGAGAUAAUCCUCUAAUGUCGAUGUACUGGCAGUGCAAUUUGGAUAAUUUUUUACUGACAUCAAUGCCAAUGCCCCGUUGAACGAUGUUAGAAGGUGACAUCAGAUGUUUACCCUGUAUUAACAGUCCAGAUGCUCUGCUUUAAACAUUUUAUUGCUAAUCUGAA
Molecule: messenger RNA, 3376 nt
Organism: Xiphophorus couchianus (Monterrey platyfish)
Lineage: Eukaryota; Metazoa; Chordata; Actinopteri; Cyprinodontiformes; Poeciliidae
Product: endoplasmic reticulum protein SC65-like
Exons: 9
Coding region: 285-1589 (434 amino acids)
Biological process (GO): collagen fibril organization; peptidyl-lysine hydroxylation
Cellular component (GO): endoplasmic reticulum
Molecular function (GO): protein binding; collagen binding
Source: RefSeq, a predicted model, not a curated record